CCAGAAAAUUAGAUAUUUAUUUGAAGUUUUGUUUUAUCCACAGACAUUCAAAUCAAAUCACCUUUUCUGAAAUAUAAUAUGUAUAUUUAUUUAAGCUUGAAUGAGUAAACCUGAUUAUUUCUAACAAUUUAUAAUGAAACUCUGGUUGAAAUGACGAAUAAUGUUAUCAGUGCCUAGGGAUGUACUUCAAAUAAUACAGGCUAAAUUCUCUUCAUUGGAAAUUGUUCAAAGUCUCCAUUUGAAUGUAUCACUAGCACAUGAUUUCUGGAAUGAAGAUUUUCAUAUUCUUGCUAUAGUAGUUAAAACCUCAAAUUCUGCUUUGUUUUUGUUUUCUUCCAAAAAAUCACAACCUGCUCAUUUAUCUGAUCUACAAAUUGAGAGUGUAAUACCAAUAGAUGAAUAUUUUGACUGCUUUUCAGAGCCACUACAAGAUGAUGAGAAUCAUCUUCUAUUUACAGUGAAAUAUAGAAAGUCAAAGCUUGAUUUCAAAAUAAGGGUUGGUCCAGAAAGUUCAGCUUUUGCUUCAGCAUUAAUAAAAUCAAGAGAAGGAUCUCAAUGUGGUGAAACCGAUCAUAGUUGGCUGCUCAAGUAUACUGAUUUGUAUGAUUGUUUGAAUAAUAUGGAUUUCAAAUCACAAUCUCCUGAUAUAUCGUUUAUAAGACAGAAAAUGGCCCAGAAUCAGAAUGCUGUAAAUAGAGAAUCGAUGCUCAAGUAUCAACUAAAAUUAAAAGAACCUGAGUAUACUCAAUAUCAGGAGUUCAGAAUCUUCAUUGGAACUUGGAAUGUGAAUGGUCAAUUACCUUCAGUUUCAUUAAAGCCAUGGCUCAGCUGUGAUGAUGAUCCACCUGACUUGUAUGCAGUUGGUUUUCAAGAAAUAGAUUUAAGUAAAGAAGCAUUUUUGUUCAACGACACUCCAAGAGAAGCGGAGUGGGAAAAAAUGGUUUAUGAUGGUGUUCACUCCAAGGCUAAAUAUCGAACUGUAGCGCUUACUAGACUAGUGGGCAUUCAAUUGAUAGUACUUAUCAAUGUGAAGCAUUACCAAUUUAUCAGGAAUAUUUCAGUAGAUACUGUAGGAACUGGACUGUUAGGAAAAAUGGGUAACAAAGGAGGUGUAGCUGUUAGAUUAGAACUCCACAAUACCUCUCUGUGUUUCGUAAAUUCGCAUUUGGCUGCACAUGUUGAAGAGUUCGAAAGGCGGAAUCAAGAUUAUAAGGACAUCAACGCCAGAAUUUAUUUCAAGAGAUUUCCUUCUGCAAUUAAAAACCAUGACCAAGUUUUUUGGUUGGGAGAUUUGAAUUACCGAAUUACGGAAUUAACCACAUCACAAGUCAAAACUCUUUUAUUGAGAAAUGAAAUGGCAACAUUACUCAAAGCAGACCAAUUGAAUCAGCAGAAGGAAAGAGGAAAUGUACUAUUAGAUUAUAAUGAGGGAGAUAUCACAUUCCCCCCUACAUAUAAAUAUGAUUUGAAUUCAGAUACUUUUGAUACAAGUGAGAAAGCUAGACCACCUGCUUGGACUGAUAGGAUUUUGUACCGAGGGAGAGGUAUCUAUCAGAUGUCAUAUAGAAGUCACAUGGAUCUCCGGAUAAGUGAUCACAAACCUGUGAGUGCAAUUUUCAAAUCUGAGAUAAGUGUCAUAGAUCAAGCCAAAUUUAGAAAAGUUCAUGAAGAAUUGUUGAAACGGAUGGACAAAUUGGAAAAUGAGUUUCUACCUCAAGUCACAGUAGAUCAAACUGAAGUCAAGUUUGAUUUGGUUAAAUUUAGGGAACCACAGUACAGGGAUAUAAUUAUAGCAAAUACUGGCCAGGUACCUGCAGAAUUUGAAUUCAUUAAAAAAUUAGAUGAACAAAACUAUUGUAAAGAAUGGUUACGAAUAACACCUUAUUGUGGAACUGUUAAUCCAGGUGAGAGAGUUGAUGUACGCUUAGAGGUUAAUUUAGACACUGAUCUGAGAGAACUCGAGGAUAUUUUGGUUUUGCAUUUAAAUGGUGGUAAAGAUAUGUUCAUAAUAGUUAGUGGAACCGGCCAAAAGUCCUCUUUCACCACUACUUUGUCCGCUCUAUGUAGGACACCUAUUCCAAUUAUGUAUUUAACUGAUGAACAAUGGGUAAAAAUAGUGGCUCUGGAGAGCGAGGUGUUGUAUUCGGUUCCAAGAGAAUUAUGGUUACUGGUAGAUCAUUUAUAUAAAUAUGGAUUAAGGGUGAAAGAACUGUUUGAAUCCAAUUGCACCCAAGAAAAUUUUGUGAAGAUAAGGGAUUGGUUAGACUAUGGUUCAACAGAUGAAAUACCUGUUUCAGUUGAAACAGUAGCAGAAACGUUACUUAUCUUUCUGUCCUACACAAAGGAACCUGUAAUUCCUUUCAAUCUACAUGAUGCUGCAAUAGCUGCUUCAAGUAACUAUCAGAAUUGUAAAAAUAUAAUUGAUCAGAAGUUGCCAGAUACCCAUAGAAACGUAUUUUUGUACAUAUGUAUGUUCUUGCAGGAGUUUCUAAGACAUUCUAAUGAAAAUGGGUAUGAUGCUAAAACUUUGGCAUCCUUAUUUGGAGAAAUACUUUUAAGAGAUCCAAUAAGAAAUUCAAAACCGCAAGCAAGCAGAGGAAAAUCAAAUUUCAUAUAUAACUUUCUUGUGAAUGACCUCAGUACUUCAAUAAUUUUGAUGAAGUGAUAACUUAUGAAUUAAUAAUUUCCAAUCACUGAGGAUAUUGAUACUUAUCACCUUUAUGUCAAAGAAAUUAAUUAUUUUCAAUAUUUAUAUUAUUUGAUAAUACUCAAAUUUUGGAUGUUCAUUUACAGUUGAAUAGAACCCACCAACAUUUCUUAACUUCAAUGUGAAGGCUUUUAAGUUGUAAUAUAAUUUAGGAGUUCAAUACUAGUCUUGGAGAAUGCCUGUGAAUUUUUUUACUUCAUUAUUUAAUAUUUCAUUGUAAUUUGUUCUUGAAGGAUUAUUUGUUACCAUAUAAAACCAUUCUAUAUGCAUAUAUAAUUUAUAAUGUAAUGCUUUUUAAGCGAUACAGGAGAAUUCAAUAUAAAAUUGAUUUAAAUAAAAGAGCAUUUUAUAGAAAUUAUUCAAUGUAUGAAUAUUUAGUUAAACCAAAUCAUUCUUUAUGAAGUAGCAUUAAGAAUUGUAAAGUUUUGUAACAAUUCUAGAAUGACAUUGAAAUACUGACUACUAAUAAAAGGCAAA
Molecule: messenger RNA, 3184 nt
Organism: Harmonia axyridis
Lineage: Eukaryota; Metazoa; Arthropoda; Insecta; Coleoptera; Coccinellidae
Gene: Ocrl
Product: inositol polyphosphate 5-phosphatase OCRL
Exons: 16
Coding region: 161-2665 (834 amino acids)
Biological process (GO): signal transduction; phosphatidylinositol dephosphorylation
Cellular component (GO): membrane
Molecular function (GO): inositol phosphate phosphatase activity; phosphatidylinositol-4,5-bisphosphate 5-phosphatase activity
Source: RefSeq, a predicted model, not a curated record